GUUAUUCUGGCUCCAACAUAUUUUUCCAAAUGAAACUCAGUUGCGCGAAAAACUCUGGUGCUAAUCACAAAAUACAAUUUGUAUAAAAAUUUACGUAACAACACGCGCGACUGACGACUGUAAUUCUGAUACAACUUGGAAAUUUUAAAUGUUUGCCACCGACAUUUCGAAAAUCGCGCUCAAAACAGGCGUCGUCCAGGCACCGCGAGAGCUGCCACUGCAUAUCGAUCAAACUGUUGGCACGCAGUUAUUCCCAAGCUGCUGCACGCACAAACGCGACUCGCUGGUGCUGCCCUCAAGAGAUGAAGGUGUUUGACGAAUAUAUUCCAUGGCAUCAUGCAGAGGUGUUGGCUGCAAGGGCAAUGUAUCACCCAGAACACUAAUCCGCAAUCCAUUGGCAACAGAAGCUACACGGGAACGUUUGCGGCAGUUUUUUGAAGAUUGUUCAUUAGACUCUGCUUUAGAUGAGCUGGCGUUUUGGGAAAUGUGUACUGAUGUUGUUGCAAAGUCUGAUAACUUUUCUAAUGGGUGGCUGUCUCGUUUGAGGGGUGCUGGCUACCGUAGGCGAGACUUAAUGAGAGAUGUCAACGUGCUGGUGCGCUUUGCGCAGGACCAUGCUCUCAACUUUGAUAUGGGCCAAUUAGAUGAUUUGGAACAAGCAGCAAACUCUGCCCGUUUACCUGAAACAGUAAAAGUUGUUGAGUCUUCUCGUCGGCAUGUUGAAGUUUUGCUGGAGCCAAAGCUGGAAGCAUUUCGGAAAGAAAUGAGACGUCAACAUAAUAUGACCUAAUUGGUUCAGCCAGAAGAUAUAUUCUUACUGGAAUAACGCCACCCAUGUUCCUAUGACAGUCAUGUAUUUCGAAUGAAGACAUUACAUGUUGGACUGCUACAAAUUGUCUGUGAUAUUAACCACAAUGGAGAAAAAAGUGACGAGUUGGACAAGUUUAAUUAACUCAUGUAUAAGAUGUUAUUUGAGUGACACAUUACCACUCAAAACCAUGUUUUGAAUAUGUUGCUUCAUUUGUAGCUGAUUGUAGUGUGCUGUGAUCUACAAUUUGCUCUUAAAUUUUAUUGUGCCUUUUUAUACGAGUAUGUACAUCAUAAAACAUAGUCUAAUGCACAGCAAAUGACAAAUCCUACAAGAUAUUACUUUUGAGAAAAAAUUUAACUGUUAAAUUACGUUGGAUUACAAACUAUUACAGAAAUAAAUUUUUUUGUGCUGUUAA
Schistocerca gregaria is the source of this 1226-nucleotide messenger RNA. RefSeq lists its product as uncharacterized. The coding region runs from base 329 to 790 and encodes 153 amino acids. The transcript has 3 exons. The record is from RefSeq and is a predicted model, not a curated record. Lineage: Eukaryota; Metazoa; Arthropoda; Insecta; Orthoptera; Acrididae.